AUGUUUGGACCUUGCCUCCUUCCCUUCUCCCUGCUGUUGGCAUCCCGCCUGGUGAGUGCCAGUGUGUCAAACAGCUUUAGAGAUUGCAGCCACUUUUUCUAUAUGCAGACGCCGCCUGUAGGGAUCAGAGGAGCCAGCCUGAGGAGGAUCUGCCAGAGGUAUGCAGACAAACUGCGCUACACCACAUUGUAUGACAGCAGCUGCCGCCUCCCCCUCUACUCAGCCUACAUCUUUAAGAAAUCUGAUGGGACGAGAAGGAUGGACACACCCUGGAUGUAUGAGCCUCAGUUGGUUUCAGAUGAUGAAAGUGGUAACAUGAGAGCGCUUCCUCUUACUGAAGACACUCCCCCUCUCAUUGAAGACAGCCAGGCAGUGCUGGAGGACUACACAGAUGCUAUAGAAUACAGACGCUGCCCACUCAAUCCAGACCUGCACCAAGCUGAGCCAGAUGACAAAUCCUCCACCUAUACCUUAACCAACGUGGUCCCAGUGAUCACAGACCUCAUGGAUACUUCCUGGAAACCAUAUCUGGACAUUAUUCGCCGUCGCCUCAACAACUUCUGCCAUGGGAAAGCUUUUAUGGUGACAGGGGUAACUGUUUCAAGGGUCACCAUCAGGCGAGGUAACAAGGACCGCCUGGCAAUCCCAAAACACUUAUGGCUGGCAUACUGCUGCCCUCGGUUUGAUCAUAACUCCCCGUAUGAGGUGAGGUUCAUGUUCCCCACAUACGGUGGCUAUGCACUGAAUGAAAAGACAGGCCACAGUGUUGUCGAAGUCCCACUGAAGACACUUGAGACUUUCCUAAAGAGUCAGACAGACACAGACAAUGACCUGACCAUUUUCUACAAGGGCUGUGUGUCAGAGUCUAACUUGAAGAAGAGGAGAGAACUGACCAGUGUUUCAAUAUGA
Molecule: messenger RNA, 909 nt
Organism: Sphaeramia orbicularis (orbiculate cardinalfish)
Lineage: Eukaryota; Metazoa; Chordata; Actinopteri; Kurtiformes; Apogonidae
Product: endonuclease domain-containing 1 protein-like
Exons: 2
Coding region: 1-909 (302 amino acids)
Molecular function (GO): hydrolase activity; metal ion binding; nucleic acid binding
Source: RefSeq, a predicted model, not a curated record